GUAGCAGAUGAGACGCAAGUGAAAAAUGGUAUGUCAAAAGUGAAGGAUGAAUUUGGACGACUAGAUGCUGUGAUCAGUUGUGCCGGGAUUUCAUUCAAUCAUAAAACAUACAGUUUUCACUCGGCCAGUCUCACGCAGAAGGCCGCUGCAUGGGCCGAUUUAAAUAAAGUUUUUAGGGUAGCAGAUGAGACGCAAGUGAAAAAUGGUAUGUCAAAAGUGAAGGAUGAAUUUGGACGACUAGAUGCUGUGAUCAGUUGUGCCGGGAUUUCAUUCAAUCAUAAAACAUACAGUUUUCACUCGGCCAGUCUCACGCAGAAGGCCGCUGCAUGGGCCGAUUUAAAUAAAGUUUUUAGGAAUCCCUUGCUUCAUUUGUGCUCGACUGGCUCACAGAGUGAAGUCGAGGAGGUUUUAUGCCAAUAG
Molecule: messenger RNA, 420 nt
Organism: Gongylonema pulchrum
Lineage: Eukaryota; Metazoa; Nematoda; Chromadorea; Rhabditida; Gongylonematidae
Source: the annotation of a GenBank genome assembly